CCCCCCGUACUGUAGCUUUUCUUGCUUUCACCUUCUUUUUCUUCCUCUCGUUCUAUUUACUCCCCAUCAACUCUCAAUCAUGAAGGUCGAGGAAGCAGAACAAGGCAGCGCAUCCCCGGAAAACGGUUCGUCCGUGUCGAGCUCGAAGAAACGAAAACACGAAGAGGCGACUCCACAGGAGAAGCAUGAAUUGUUCCUACAUUCGACUAGGAAUCCACAUCUCAAACAGGUUCGUAAACACAUAUACACACACACAAGAGCCCAUCAUCAUCACCAAUUCCGUCCCGUUCCCAACCCCGCUCUCCCAUCUCCCACCCCUACCUUGCCUCCCUCCAACAUAUCAAUAUAAAAGAGAGGGAGAGCGGGGAAGAUUGAUCAUAGUCAUGGAUGAUUGAAUCAAGAAUUAAACGAGAAAAACAAACAAACAAAGCAAAAGCACCUCUUUUUAUUUCCUCCUUUUUUCUAAAUUAUUUUUCGUUCACAGAGAGAGCUCGCCGAGUGGUUCGAGCUGACCUUCCAUAAAGCUAUCAACCAAUCUACAGUUUCGCGCAACUUGAAAAAAUUUAAGGCUAGCCUAGCACUAGCGGACGACCCAACAACCGGUAGCAACAAUCAAAAUGGCUCCCCCACGACUCCCACGCCAUCAAGGAAGCUGCAAAAGCUACAAAAGCAAGAGCAGGCCAAAGGGAAGGAACAGGCAAAGCAGCAGCAGCAAGAGGAGGAUCAGGAGAAGGAGAGGAAGGUAGACGAAACAAAAAAAUCACCAACUCAAAUUAGUGUUCCAAUCCGCUCGCCCCCACCGCUACCUACACCCCCGGUGAAGCGGGAAGACCAGGGGGUGGCUAGCUCCGCGGAACUAGACAAGGCUCUGCACGAAUGGUACGCCAAACAGCCCGACAAGUCCAUCCUGAACGACGACUCAAUAAAGGCGAAGGCGGAAGAAAUUAAUUUGCAACUGUACCCUGACGGGAAAACCCGGGAGCAGAUCACCAACGAGUGGAUUUGCUCCUGGAAGCUCAAAUACGCCAUAACCCAGCCAGGUACGCCUGUCAGUCCGGAGGUUGAAAGCCGGCGGGAAGUGGGGGAGGCGGGGGCGGAGGGAGAUAAGGAUAGGGAUGAGGACGAGGAGAUGAAGUCGGAGGGAGAUGGCACCAGCAGCACUUCUUCUACCCCUCCGUCCAGGGCGGGCGAGUCGGAGGAGAAGAGAAGGCGGAAGGAGAUCAAGAAGCUGAGGAAGGAUAUUGAGAAAAGGGAAAUCGAGAUGGCGACGGCAAAGAUAAAGAAGGAAGCAUCCCUUCGGAGGCUCGAGGAGUUGGAGAAGGAGAAUGCGGCGGCGAGAUGAUAGGAUUACCUUUUUUCUUCUUUUUUUUUCCCCUUUCUCCCCUCUUGGUUUCAUUUUCAUUUCAAUCGGCUCACUCUUGGUUUCAUAACACUCCUCGUGGUCAUUUUUUCUCUUCAUUUCAUUACUUUUCGGUCGAUGCAACGAUAUCAUAUCUUUUCUGGGAGGGAACGUAUUGUACAAUAGGGUAAAAAAAAAAGGCGCAAACGACGGGCUGGGGUUUUUCAGUCUUCCUCUUCUAACGUUCAUAUUUGUUUUACUGUUUUUGCCUCAUUUUUUGGUCUAGUUUUUUUUUUUUUUUUUUUUUUGCUUUCACUUUCCCAAUUUUCUUGUUUUUUUUCUUGUUUUAUUCUUUUACAUUUUUGCGCUUGUUUCUUUGCUUCUCUCUCUCUGAGUACCAGUAUCAAUUGCCAGUUUCUUUGCUCGCCUUCUUCCGUCAGCCGUGUCAUAUCAUCCGUCACACAAUCGGCACUGAUCCUUUCCCCC
This is a messenger RNA of Tuber aestivum (summer truffle), 1825 nucleotides long. Lineage: Eukaryota; Fungi; Ascomycota; Pezizomycetes; Pezizales; Tuberaceae. The record is from the annotation of a GenBank genome assembly.